UCUUUGAUUUGGGCUGACCUAAACAUAGAGCAUAAGCCCAUUUAUAAAACCUAGGUCAGUUCACCUUCAACCUAACACAACAUCAUCUCCGGCUACGGUGCCAAUUCCGAACUAAGACCCCUCCAAGCACCACCGCCAAUCCACCACAGUUCUCCGCCGUUUAUUGCUACUUCCUCCGUUCGCUGUUGGUAAAGACAAUGAAGAUCAAAGUUAUAUCACGCUCUACCGAGGAAUUCACUCGAGAACGAAGCCAAGACCUUCAGCGUGUGUUCCGUAAUUACGAUCCAAUUCUUCGUCCUCAAGAGAAGGCGGUGGAAUAUGUUCGUGCUCUUAAUGCAGUGAAGUUGGAUAAGAUUUUUGCUAGACCUUUUAUAGGAGCAAUGGAUGGACAUGUCGAUGCAAUUUCGUGCAUGGCUAAGAACCCUAGUCAGUUGAAAGAGGUAUUCUCUGGUUCAAUGGAUGGAGAUAUUCGUCUUUGGGAUAUAGCUGCUAGACGGACUGUCUGUCAGUUCCCUGGACACCAAGGUGCUGUGCGAGGCCUGACAGCAUCGACAGAUGGCCGCAUUCUUGUUUCAUGUGGAACUGAUUCCACUGUCAGACUUUGGAAUGUUCCUGUUGCUUCUUUUGGGGACUCAGAUGGCUCAAUUAAGACAACUAUUGAGCCGGCAAGUGUUUAUGUUUGGAAAAAUGCAUUUUGCGCUGUUGAUCACCAGUGGGACGGCGAGCAUUUUGCCACAGGUGGCGCUCAAGUAGAUAUAUGGAAUCACAACAGGUCUCAGCCAGUAAAUAGUUUCGUAUGGGGAUCAGAUACGGUGAUUUCUGUCCGCUUUAAUCCAGGAGAACCAAAUCUCUUAGCAAGCUCAGCUAGUGACAGGAGCAUAAAUCUGUAUGAUUUACGGAUGGAUACCCCAGUAAGGAAAAUGAUAAUGAUGACCAAAACCAAUUCUAUAGCUUGGAAUCCAAUGGAACCCAUAAAUUUUACAGUGGCAAAUGAAGAUGGUUACUGCUAUAGUUAUGAUUCCAGGAAAUUGGGUGAAGCCAAAUGUGUUCAUAAAGAUCACGUUUCUGCAGUGAUGGAUAUUGACUACUCACCAACUGGUCGAGAAUUUGUUACCGGAUCUUAUGAUAGAACAGUGAGAAUCUUCCCUUAUAAUGGUGGUCACAGCAGAGAGAUUUAUCAUACUAAAAGAAUGCAAAGGGUAUUCUGUGUCAAGUUCAGUGGCGAUGGAAGUUAUGUUAUUUCAGGAAGUGAUGAUACUAACCUCAGACUUUGGAAGGCCAAAGCAUCAGAACAACUUGGAGUAGUUCUUCCGAGGGAAAAGAAGAAGCAUGACUAUCACGAGGCCAUAAAGAAACGCUACAGGCACCUGCCUGAAGUUAACCGUAUUGCAAGGCAUAGACACUUACCAAGACCGAUAUACAAGGCUUCUUCUUUGUUACGUGUUAUAGCUGAUGCUAAGAAAAAGAAGGAAGAGAGGAGGAAAGCUCACAGUGCCCCAGGGAGUGUUACAACAAAGCCGUUGCGGAAAAGAAGAAUUAUCAGAGAAGUUGAGUGAGGUUUUUCUGAGCCAGUGCAUACUGAAAAAUGCAAUAUAUAUAUAUUUAUGAAGUGGCAAGAGUUCAUAUACUGUUUUCUCAGGCAAAUGGAUGCUAAGCAUGCAUCAUUAGUGAAAUCAAUAGCUAAUUUUGUGGUGUUUUACUGCUUGGUUCAGUUAUAUGUCCCAAUGCAAGAAAUUUUGGUGUAUUAUUGAGUUUAGUAUUCUUAAUAUUUUUGAGUUUAAAUUAGUAAAUGUGAUGAAAUGUUACACUAUUGAGCUCUAACAAAA
Medicago truncatula (barrel medic) is the source of this 1826-nucleotide messenger RNA. Its product is annotated as DDB1- and CUL4-associated factor 13. The transcript has 17 exons. The record is from RefSeq and is a predicted model, not a curated record. NCBI's taxonomy places the organism in Eukaryota, Viridiplantae, Streptophyta, Magnoliopsida, Fabales, Fabaceae. Gene Ontology annotation, biological process: maturation of SSU-rRNA from tricistronic rRNA transcript (SSU-rRNA, 5.8S rRNA, LSU-rRNA). Bases 198 to 1556 code for a protein of 452 amino acids. Gene Ontology annotation, cellular component: nucleolus; small-subunit processome. Gene Ontology annotation, molecular function: protein binding.